Molecule: messenger RNA, 6523 nt
Organism: Topomyia yanbarensis
Lineage: Eukaryota; Metazoa; Arthropoda; Insecta; Diptera; Culicidae
Product: HEAT repeat-containing protein 1 homolog
Exons: 5
Coding region: 139-6447 (2102 amino acids)
Biological process (GO): positive regulation of transcription by RNA polymerase I; maturation of SSU-rRNA from tricistronic rRNA transcript (SSU-rRNA, 5.8S rRNA, LSU-rRNA)
Cellular component (GO): small-subunit processome; t-UTP complex; 90S preribosome
Molecular function (GO): snoRNA binding
Source: RefSeq, a predicted model, not a curated record
AAAACAGAGAAGCUGUCAACUUUCAUCAGCGGUUGUUUUGUAUUUUGCACGUGUUUUUGUUAACACAUUACUUUUUUCAUAAAAAUAUCGUAAAAAUUUCUGCAUUUGUGCGAUAAACAUUGCGUCAACAGCCCCACGAUGACGACCAGUUUAGCAGCACAGUUGCAGCGCUUGGCUGCCCCACAAACAUCGCUUUUGUAUGACAGUCGCAAAAAACCUUCAAUCCUGUUCAAAGCUGGCGAAGCAGCAUCGAAAGAUCGGGAAGUAAUAUAUGAUAUCGGUAUCAACGGACUGCAGGAGCUUAUUCAACUGAACCCAAGCUUCGCUCAAUUCGAGGAUACUUUAUUCGAUAAAACGUCAAUUGAUUUGCAGCGUGCGGUGGAAAAUAAGGAACUGAACCGAAAGCUGGAUGACAACAUCAGGAAGUUCUUUUUUCAUCUCUCGCCCUAUGUGAUGCUACAGCCGGCGCAUAAGUGCUUGGAAUGGCUCAUCAGAAGGUUUCACAUUCACGAAUUCAAUCGGGACGAUUUUGUUAACCUAAUGCUGCCGUAUCACGAAACAAUGAUUUUUGUUCGAUGUGUUCAAACGCUUACCCUGACCGGGAAAAAUGAUCCAUUCGAAUGGUUGAAAGGAGUCAAGAAGAGUGGAGCACCACUCUCAAAGAAUGCCAUUAUCAAUCAUGCCAUUGGGACUCCAGGUUUUCUUAGAAUUUAUGGAGAAUUUUUAACACGAGCAGUUGACGAAUUAGAUAACAAAGCUAACAUUCUGCAGGCCAUGAUAGCUUUCUUCUGCACCACGACCAUCGGCGUAUUAGAUGGGUUGGAAUCAGUUGGAGAGAAUUUCGUCGUAUCCGUUCUGCGGACCCUGGUUAAAGGAUUAAGCUCGAAGGCGAUUGACUUCACCGCCGCUAGUUUUAUGGUAAUUGGUCAUUUGGUAACGAAGACCAAUCUCACCCGCAAAACGUUGGAAACAUUCCUUAUCCGAGUGUGUGCUGUGAUGCACCAUUCCCUCACCGGGAAUGCUACCAUGCUAAUGGUUCUGAUUCUGCAGACCCAACAAGGGCAAUUGGGCGAAUUGUCGGAAGAAGUUAUCGGGGCGCUCUUGGCAACGAAAUGGCUUCCUCGUGCGGUGGCCACCGUGAAGAGUGAAGGAGUUAAUGUAAUAGCACUGAUUCGAGCCGUACUGGUGAAAUGUUUGCAGAAAAUCUGCCAACAGGAUGCCAAUCUGGAGAUGUGCCGAAAGUUCUGCGAGGAAUUGAUGCUGGAGGUAACUCUGGACGAAGAGGAAUGCGAAGAUAUUAUUCGGUGCGUUUUGGAUUCAUACUUCUGUAAGAGUGGUCAACCGAUAGCGACAGCUGCCAGCAACACUUCGAACGAUGACAAAUCGUCAGAAAUUAUCAGCUUGGAUUCGGAGGACGAAGAUUUUGAGUGCAAGGACGAAGCAGUCACUCGAUGGUAUUCGGAUUUUCUCAAGCGCUUGGAGAACCAAUACCCGAACGCGUUCGAUAACGUCGUCAAACAGGUCAUGAAGGGCCAAGGCAACUUUUCUCAAAACAAACGAAAUGCACUGCGAAACGUGCUCGGAUUCUUAAUGCAGGCUUCCUACAGUGAGGAUGAUGCGAAUAUAUUCGAAAACCUUUUCCACUACGAUGUGGAUCGCAGAAUGGACGCCGUUCGCUACCUGGUGAACAAUUUUCAAAAUAUCAGUCUUAAAGGUGACGGAAACCGUGAUCUGCUCAAAGAUAGCAUCAAAGAGCGCCUGGAAGAUGACAAAUGUGACGUUGUAGCCGAAGUGUUGAAAUUGAGAGCGGCAGAUUUGGUACAACUGAUCGGAAAGGAUCAAUUGAUUGAGAAGUUGAUUACAAUCAGUCUUAAAUGCCUUCGACGAAUGGACACCUGGCAAGAAGUCACGCCAAAAGUAAUAGAUCUUCUAACUGAUAAGUAUGUCGUUGAAGGAACGAACCUGAAUAAGAUAAUCAUCGCAUUAUAUCCGUUCCUAUUUCCAUCGGAAGAUGACGAACUAGGCACUCAAAUUUCCAAGCAGGUCAUGGCGACUAGCUUUGCUCGAGAGUAUAACAUACUGAUGCUGUCAGUUAACCCAACGAAAAAGAUUGACUGUGAAUCGAUUCUUGGAACAUUGGAGGAGAUGCUUGGUGUAGGACAGACCUUCCACGCUAUACAAAUUUGCUUCUAUGUAACACUUGUCACAUCUUCUCUUCCACUAGAAGCUUCCGUAGACUUAGCAACCCGCGUUUUUCGUUUCACCACUCGUCUGCUGAGCGGCAAGCACAAAUACGUGCCUUCGUCCAGUUUAAGCUGCUUGAAGCAAAAUCGCCUGCCGAUGGACAUUCAUGUAAUAUUAUCCGGAUACCUAAUCGACCGGGUUCGAUUCGACACACGGAAUUCGGACUUUUCCGAACAAUCGGAAUCAUUUAGUUUACAGCUGAAUAUUUUCAAACUGCUGGUGGAGAAAUAUUUUAGCAUAAAGGACGAGUAUAAGGCUAUUAAGAAAGUGUACGGAAAAGAGUUGAGCAAAUUUCUGAAUUUACUGUAUCCAGAGCCGGAGAAGAGAAUUGAAUUUUUGACAUCGUUCUAUACGGUCCAUUUGCUGGAACGUGACGCCAAGGAUGUAACAAGUAACAGCAAGACAUAUGUUGAACCGGAACUACAAAUUCGGACGUUUAAGCUGUUGAAUGCGAUGCUCGCGCAAGUUGGCUACCAACUGUCCAUCAAUAUUCUGUUAAAUACUCUACUUGGCCUAAAGUCGGACUCGGCUGUAAUCCGUGAAUGUGCCAUCAGCUCAUUGGAACUCAUUGCAUCCGGCAACGCUCACCCUCUGGAUCCGACAUUUAAAUCGUUCCUCAAAAUGCUCCUUAAACGCCGCGAAGAGCUAGCAAUGGAUGGCGAGCAGCUUCCGCUGGUUAUGUUUACGAUAUUUUCCAGUGAUAACAGCAGAGCUCUGAACAAGAUCCUUCAAGCCCUGCUGGGUAAGGUUUUAGAUUCAAGUACUCCAGAGUACGUGGUCGGGGGAUUGCUAGAUAUGCUUAAACUGAUAGAUGAUGAUGACAUUUUCUCUAAAACGGUCAUCCGAGGCAUUCGCAUCAUGAAAAAGGCUGACAGGGCUGGUAAAAAUUACCUAUUCGGAAUGUACGAGUCCAGAGUGCUGCGAUCGCUGGUAGCAAGAAUCAACCCGAAUACGACAAAGACUCUGACGAGGAAUGAUCAGUGCCGUGACUUUGUAAACAUUGGACUUAGCAAUCAUCUUCCGCUGCCUAGCGCAGAGGGCAAACAUACUUCCGUUUCGAUUCUGCUGAUUGAUGCACUUGGUGAAGAGGUGUUUGUUACUUUUUCUCAAGCAUACGCCAAAGAGAUUUUGCGGCAGGUAGUAGAAGCAGCUACGGUUGCACAAAAUCCUGAAACCAGUGCGGCUGCUGGAAAGUUUUUUAAAAGUUUGAAAUUAGAUGUCAAACUGGUACUGGAUUUGCUGGAUAAGAUGAUUGUACAGAAGGAAAAUAAAAAGGAGAAGCGUAAAUCGUCCGGAACCCCGACCACUACCAAUUCCGUAUUCUCGUCAUCUGAAUGGACAUGUGGAGUAACUUUAUUAGAAAUGCUUCAAAACAAAAAGCAGUUGCUCAAUACAAAGCUAUUGAUUCCUAAGCUAUUCGAAGUUCUAAAGUUCUGCUUGGAUUUGGAAGAGCAGUCUGGGGUUGAGUACGUAAAGCAGAUGAUUUUAUCCUUGUUACUGCACUGUUGUAGCAAGAUGGAAGAUGGUUCUGGAAAUAGAAACGACAACUUGCCAAAAAGUGCAUUCAAAGUGGAGCUGAUUGUACAAUGCAUUCGAGGAACUCAGAACCCUCAAACACAUCACCAUGCUCUUCUUUUGUUGGCCCACGUAACUGACUUGGUUCCGGAUCAGGUACUCCAGAACAUAAUGGAAAUCUUUACCUUCAUGGGUUCAUCCGUUGUUAGGCAUGACGACGUCUACAGUAUACAGAUUAUUACGAAGAUCAUUGAAACCAUAAUACCUACUUUGGCAAGGGAGGAAAAUUCUGCAAAUAAGCAGAAUAAAGUGAUUCCGAUUCUGAAGAUAUUUACAGACGUGAUACUGGACGUUCCGGAGCACCGACGAGUUCCGCUGUAUACGAAGUUGAUACAGACACUUGGACCAUCCGAUUACCUGUGGAUGUUCCUUGGAGUUUUGCUUGAAUCGGACGUUAUGAAAGGUGGCAAAAAAGCGGAAGUUGAAUCAGAGGAGAAGGUUGGUAAGAAGAAGAAAAAGCAUAAUAUCGAAUCUGAACACUCGCCAAACUUCAGUAAACGACUGGAAAUCGCUAUGAACAUUGCUCAAGAGUUUGAUCCGUCUGUGAUAGUUGAAACUUGCACUCAAUUGGUGCGCUAUAUUCAAGGAUUACCACUGCAAAUUGAUACAAACAAAGAUCACAUGGAGAUUGACGUUACGGAUUCGGCUAUUUUCAGCAUAGAAUAUCACACAAACAAACAACUGAGACAUUACCGGUACUCUACCAGUUUAUUUGUUGCAACGUUAAUAAAAUCAACGCACGUGAUUAAUAAGAUUGCACUGCUCAACGAGGAAGAUACGGCUGCGAUGAAAGUUUGUUACCGAGACCUGAUCGUAGGCAGUUUGGCCUACGUGAAUGUUGUGGCGAAAGUCGUUGACAAAGCACGUAGUGAGAAUAACGAGCGGGAAAAAUCUUACUGGGAAAUUUCCUUGGUCAGGUGCUACGAGAUUUUGGAAGGAAUUAUAGCCCUGCUAGCCCCGGAUAUGACAAUAACGGUGUUUGGUGGAUUGAUGAAGCAUCGAACUUUGCUCAUCCGGCUAAAGGUGAUUGAUAUUUUCAACAAAAAACUACAAUAUAACAAAGAUUAUUUCGAUGAAUCCCAUCACUCGAGGUUGCUUGAGCUACUUAAUCCGUUAAUGCAGAUUGUGAAAGGAAUAUUUGUUGAGGAAGAUGUAGUUGGAAGCACAUCUGCUAGGUUCAAAAUUGCCCAAGAAGCUUAUCUAACCGUUAAACACUUGUCGAAGAUCUUGGCACAGAAAAAUCCGGCCCAGUUCAAACAUGUACUUGCUGGUUUCAUUGACGGACUACACGAUUACAAGAAAAACCCAAAUCCUCAUCUGUUAGCUUCAUUGAUUCUUUGUAUAGGUGAACUGAGCGUUAAUCUUGGCCCUCACUCGAUUCCAUAUCUGCCAAAGUACAUUCCGAUGCUGACCAAAUUCAUCGCUCGCCAGGUGAAAUCAGCGGAAACUUUUGAUAUGCUGACCAGCAGUAUUGUGACAUCAAUCCUCAAAGUCAUCGACACUUUGGCUCGUUUUCUCAGUCCAUACCUGAAAUCGAUAAUCAUUGGAAUUUCAAAACUGCACGCAAAACUUCCAGACAACCACGACCAACGGCUAUCUAUCAUAUCGUCUAGAUUGACCCAAAUCUGGGAAAAGCUAGCCUCGCUAAUCCCACUUCGUCUGCUCGUACCAGCUAUUGAAGAAAGCUACACCGAAAUCGUCAAAGAAGGCGAAUUGGGUGCUAUUGGACCACUUAUGAAACUUUUAUCCAAUUCGUUCAACAGCAUCCAAACCAGUGAAUUCACUGGGCUUCAAUCGGAGCUCUCCGAGUUUUUCCUGUCCGCUCUACAGUUCCGCUGCGAUAACGCCUCCAGUGCUAAGUUCCUCGCGAAAUCAAUUGAUAUCGCUGAAGAGCACGUAAUAAAGGCCUUCGUUGUGUUGAUUCUCAAACUAUCCGAGAGCACGUUCCGGCCACUUUACUACAAAGUAUUUGAGUGGGCCAACCGUGACUCUUCGAGCAACGAUCGUGCCAUUACCUUCUUCAAUCUUUCCAGCCACGUAGCGGAUGCGCUGAAACACCUCUUUGUCCUUUUCGCCAGCGAACUAAUCACAAACGCGGCCAAAUUAUUGGACGCUACCAACGCCGGCAAAUCUGACGAUCUGUUCUUCCCGGACUCGAGCAAGAAUGUUACCCUGAUUCGCUACAUUCUAAGGACACUUCUUAGUGUUUUGGUUAACGAUAAUCAGAAUUUCAUCAAUUCCGUACGGUUUGAUACGUUGCUACAGCCUAUCGCGAAUCAGUUGGAAAACGUAAUAAUUUUUGAAGAUAACGAGAUUCGUAAGCUGGUGAUCGAUUGUCUAUCGCAGAUGGCAGUUGCAGUGGCAGAUGACACCCUCUGGCGACAGCUGAAUCACCAGGUGUUGCUCAAGACCAGAAACAAUGAUCCAGAAAUCAGAUUAUUCGCAUUAGAUGCGUGUACGGAGAUUGCUCGUAAGAUAGGGGAGAAUUUUGCUCCAUUACUGCCGGAGAGCAUUCCGUUCUUGGCCGAACUGCAGGAGGAUGAAAAUCAAGCAGUGGAAAACGCGGUACAGAAAACCAUUCGUGAGAUCGAGAAGGUGACUGGCGAACCUUUGCAUAAAUACUUGUGAGCGUGGUAGGCGUUGAAUGGCAAAGUGCAUAUUUUUUUGUUUUGUUAUUGGAAAACUUGUGCUAACUAAAAUAUUU